AUGUUGCUGUCUGCUCCCCGUCUCUUUGUUCCCAUGCUUACAGCGUCCCUCUUUUCAGGUAUUGCUGUCGCCGAUGAUGCCAAAUUAAGGGCUGAAUUGGCUUUGGACGCGCUCCAGGUGUGGUACAAUAACUCCACCGGACUGUGGGAUACAGUUGGAUGGUGGAAUGGUGCCAAUUGCUUGACUGUGAUUGCCGAUCUGGCUGCCCUGGAUUCGUCGGUCGUGGAUACUGCAGACUACGUCUUCAACAAUACAUACAACGUGGCCCCUGGGUCGAAUCCGAACCCCGGACCGGAGGUGAAAACCACAAAACGUGACUUUCUUGCUCCUCGCGCCAAUAAUGCUGGUAAUGCUUCGGAUUGGCUCGAUUCCGCCUAUGACGAUGAUGGGUGGUGGGUCCUUGCAUGGAUAGCUGCAUACGAUGUCACGGAAGAGCCAAGAUACCUACAGCUAGCGGAGGGAAUUUUCUCGGCAUUGACAGAUGCUUGGGGUACUCGAUGCGGCGGUGGAGGUAUUCCAUGGAAUCCUUCCAACACUUACGUUAAUGCGAUUACAAACGAGCUCUUCUUAUCUGCGGCAGCCCAUUUGGCCAAUCGAGUGCCGUCUCGCAAAAGUUACUAUGUCGACUGGGCACAAAAAGAGUGGAAUUGGUUCAUGGCCCAAGGAUUUAUUGGGGAGAAUAACACAAUAAACGAUGGACUGCUGGAUAAUUGCCAAAACAAUGGGGCCACAGUCUGGUCUUACAACCAGGGUGUCGUUCUUGGUGGGCUUGUCGAAUUGAACAAAGCAACACCUAACGUUACAUAUCUGGAAUCUGCCAACACACUUGCACAGGCAGCAAUUGAAACGCUGGCGGAUUCGAAUGGGGUACUCCAUGAAUUCUGCGAACCUAAUGAUUGUGAGCCAAAUGCAACCCAAUUCAAGGGCAUUUUCAUCCGCAACCUGCAGAUGCUUCAAAGAGUAUCUCCCAAUGACAGCUAUAGGAAAGUUAUCACCAACAGCGCCAACAGUAUCUGGGGAAAUGACCGCAGUGACCAAAACCAACUUGGUGUUGUAUGGUCCGGUCCGGUCGUUAGCACUGUGGAUCCUUCUACACACUGCUCCGCAAUGGAUGCACUAGUCGCAGCUAUUGCUGUUCAAUAG
Penicillium odoratum is the source of this 1143-nucleotide messenger RNA. Its product is annotated as putative glycosyl hydrolase. NCBI's taxonomy places the organism in Eukaryota, Fungi, Ascomycota, Eurotiomycetes, Eurotiales, Aspergillaceae. The coding region runs from base 1 to 1143 and encodes 380 amino acids. The record is from RefSeq and is a predicted model, not a curated record. Gene Ontology annotation, biological process: carbohydrate metabolic process. The transcript has 3 exons.